AGUGUUCAGCUUGAGAAAGCGAUGGGAUGAGCCAGGGACGCAAAGUCAAAGCAGUAGCCAUGACGAGCGAAGAAAGAAGACGACGCAGCAGGGGAAUCAACGUCCCCCCCUGCCGGUGCCGGUGCCGGUGGCCCCGUAUCCAUCCAUCCAUCCAUCCCAAAAGCCCCGGCCUUUUCACCUUGUCCCCUGCUUUUCCCGCACGAUUCCGUUCCAUUUCCCCGUUGCAUCUCAAUAACCUACGGAGAGCGCACAGCCUUGAGGCCCCAAGAGCUGUUGGUGCCGGAGGCCCGGAGAGGAGAGAGGUGUAUUGCGUGUGGCGUGCGCGCUCAUAUGGGUUGAGCGGGCGGCGUGUGAGGGGCGUGGUCCACGGAUGGAGAACAGAGCUACGGCGGGCGCCGUCGGCAGCGGCGGCAGCCUCGGCCUCCGCGUCGGGCAGGCCGUCUUCUCGUCGGCGUCCCUGCUGUUCAUAUCCGUCGGCGUCGAUUUCUUCAGCUACACCGCCUUCUGCUUCAUGGUCACAAUCAUGGGUUUGCUGAUCCCCUGGAGCUGCACACUGGCCAUGAUCGACGUGUACUCCAUACUCGUAGGAUGCCAUCUUCGGGUGCCGGGCGUCAUGGUCAUCGUUGUUGUGGGAGACUGGGUCCUGUCGAUACUCUCGUUUGCAGCCGCCUGCUCGAGCGCCGCAGUCAUCGACCUCCUCCUCCAGUUCCAUGGAAACCAAUGUUCCCCAAGGUUCUGCGGGCGGUACCAGUUGUCUGCUAUGAUGGCGUUCUUAUCCUGGUUCCUGACGGCCGCUUCUGCGUUCUUCAACCUCUGGUUCAUCGCCUCCCGGUGAUCACUGCUGGUCCCAGAAAGUGCCUCCAGUCAGAGAUUGUUUUUCGGUAGAGUAUACAUAAUUUGGAGGGCUUAUGCUGCUUCAGGCACCUUUAGUGUUUGACCAAUUAGAGCAUGAAUUGCACAUGAGUCAAUUCAGUCAGUCAGGAGCUGUUUCUGAAUUGGCUCGUCCCGUUGAAUUUCAUCUCUAGCUAGUUUUUUUUUAUAAUGGAAAAAAAUGUAAUGGCCUCUGCAUUGUGUGAUGCACAAAGCCCAGUAUUUUAUUACAUUGUUUCGGCAUAAUCUCUAGUUAGUAUUGUAAUGGUUCUAACAUCUGGAGAUUUUGUGCACAAAGAAACAGCAAUAGUUUGACGAAUGAA
Phragmites australis (common reed) is the source of this 1193-nucleotide messenger RNA. RefSeq names its product CASP-like protein 5C1. The transcript is spliced from 3 exons. Bases 371 to 835 code for a protein of 154 amino acids. Lineage: Eukaryota; Viridiplantae; Streptophyta; Magnoliopsida; Poales; Poaceae. The record is from RefSeq and is a predicted model, not a curated record. Gene Ontology annotation, cellular component: membrane.